UUCCCUUUACGAGCGUCAGUCGCCUCUCACCCCUUCACUCAGUCACUCCUUCACUCAGUCAGAGAGAGGAGCAGAUCUCAGUCAGACAUUCAGCUGGUUGCAAAACUUUUUCUCUGUCUCAUCAGGUGGUGUCGGAGUAAAUAAACCCGCUGUCACUGCGUCUUUACGCGCGGAGCUUCCUGUUGCGCGCCCGGUCCCGUUCCCUCCUCGCCGGAACGCUCCUCUCUGGAUUUUCCCGCCCCGGCGAUGGAGGACGACUUCCUCUCCCACUUACCCCCAUCCCUGCCGGGAGACUCCGAGUCUCUGAGCCCAAACUCUACGGAGGAGCCCGGCUGGUGGGCGUCCUCUGACGGCGGGGAGACGGUCCACUUCGCCGUGCGCUGCGUCAUGACCUCGGUCUACAUCCUGAUCAUCACCGUGGGGCUGCUGGGCAACAUCACCCUGGUGAAGAUCUUCAUCACCAACAGCGCCAUGCGGAGCGUGCCCAACAUCUUCAUCUCCAGCCUGGCGGCGGGAGACCUGCUGCUGCUGGUCACCUGCGUGCCGGUGGACGCCUUCCGCUACUUCUCCGAGGAGUGGGUGUUCGGCGAGGCGGCGUGCAAACUCAUCCCCGUCAUCCAGCUCACAUCGGUCGGCGUGUCCGUGUUCACGCUCACGGCGCUCAGCGCGGACAGAUAUAAGGCAAUCGUGAACCCGAUGGACAUCCAGACGUCCAGCGCUGUCUUCUGGACGUGUCUGAAGGCUGUUUCUAUCUGGCUGCUGUCCGUGCUGCUGGCUGUUCCUGAGGCCAUUUUCUCUCAGGUUGUCCCCAUGCAGGGUCACAGGGACAACACUAACGUCACCUUGGUGAACUGCGUGCCCUACCCGCUGUCCAAUCAGAUGCAUCCUAAGAUCCACUCAGUGAUGAUCUUCCUGGUUUACUUCCUGAUCCCUCUGACCAUCAUCUCGGUGUAUUAUUACCACAUCGCCCGCACGCUCAUCAAGAGCGCCCACGACAUGCCGGGAGAGGUCAGCGAACACACCAAGAGACAGAUGGAGACGAGGAAGCGUCUGGCCAAGAUCGUGUUGGUGUUCGUGGGUCUCUUCGCUCUGUGCUGGUUCCCCAACCACGUUCUUUACAUGUACCGCUCCUUCCACUACCAUCAGACGGAUCUGUCAUUGGCUCACCUCAUCAUCACCCUGCUGGCCCGAGUCCUCAGCUUCUCCUCAUCCUGCGUCAACCCAUUCGCCCUCUACCUGCUCAGUGAGAGCUUCCGCAGGCAUUUCAACAGUCAGCUGCGAUGUGGUCGAGGUCCUCGCCCCGAGCGCCAGGCCAGCUACCUGCAUAGCACCUCCCACAUCCGCCUCACCUCCAUCAAGAAGACCACGCCCACUGCAGCCGUCAUUGCACCAGCAGCCAAUGGCAACUCCAACAGACAAGAGGUGGCUCUGUGAAAUGUGAGGCUGCAUGAUCUUCAGCUUCAUGUCAUCACGGGAGUUGUGCAGACAUUCAGAAUCCUGCAGACCAGGAGAUGUGUUUUGGUGCCAAGUGCGGAUGGAUAGAGGAAACUCUGCAGGCCUCACACCGGUUGAAUGAUUGUACCAGUUGCUCCUGUCACACUGGACUUCAUCAUCUACAUCUGCAGCUUGGUUGCCAAACAAAAAGUGCCUCUUGGAAAUUCGAGUUCAGACAUCAAAUGGGAAUCACAAAAACCCAAACUUAAGAUAUUUUCUACAUCCACAGUGUUUGCAAGAAGUAUAUAUCUUACUAAAGGUGUUGGAGGAAGUUAAAUUUGCAAAGGUUGCAAAAGUUUAACAAACCACAAGUCCAAGGCUGAGAGGACAGACAGUCUUGUUGACAGCAUGGAUGACACACUAGCAUGUCCGCUAUGAAAGCUUGUUUCUCUGCUGCUGGAAUGCUCAUCAUCGAUUGAUCUAAAAAGCCAUUUUCAUCUGUGUGGUGUCGUGGUAUUGAUCCAGAGACAGAGGAGGAAUUAUGCCUGUCUUUUUGUCUGCUGCCUUUGAAGAGGAGGGUCAGAGAGCAAGCAACAUCCCCAGGGACACGAGUAAGUCCACGUCUUAUCCAAGGACAUUUUGAAGAAUGUUUGGUACCGUGGGACUGGACGUUUGACUCUCUAGUUACGGGAUCGUUUCUCUCUAAAUUCCUGCUACGACGAUUCUGGAGAUGAAUGGAAUGCAGUUGUAGAAGACAAAUGACUCAAAGCCUUGUAAACCAAAAUAUCUCCCUGUGUGGAGGAGAAUCUGUUUGGUAAAUGUUUGCUUUGUGGCUCUGUUAAUCUCUGUGUUCACCAGGUACAGCUCUGUUUGAUUUUUGUUGAACGUGCUACUGUAGCUCCAGUUUCUGUUUGCCCAUCCAGUCUACACGUGUUUCAUGGAUUUAAGGGGUGUCAGAGCUAAUUGCCCUCUGGUCAGGGCUUAAUAGUGUGAGUAUUUCACAUGCAUUUGCCCCUGAAAAUAGAAAUGUGCGAGCCGGAACAAUUAGUCAGGAGCACAGUGUGUGUGUAAAGAUCACAACCUACCAUAAACUACUGAUCAUUCAAAAAAGUAAAAAAAAAAAAAAAAAAAAAAACACUUAGGAAAAGCAUCAGUAUGAUAGACUUUCAGUCAACGUUACACAUUCAGGCUCACCAAAAAUGAAGCCCAUUAAUAUUUAUUUUGAACAGGGCUCUGCACUUUGCAUUAACUGAGGAAGCUCACGUUAACGUUAGCAUGGCAGCUAGCAACGACAGAGCAGCUGAGAACGAUGUUAGCAAGCUACUGGGCCCCCUGCUCUGACUUAAACGUCCACUAGAGUUAGCAAAGGGAAGACUUUAUUCACGUGGCUCAAAAUGUUCCAUUUUUCACUUCCAUAGUCCCAACAUUGUCUCAUAGAACAGUUUGUAUGAUAUCCAACGAAUUAUUGCCCCACCAAUGACAUUACAUCCUUAACGUAGAGUUACGUAAUUAACGUGAAGUUAUGGAAGUUAGGUAUAAAUUAAAGUUACCAUGGUUAGGUUUAGGAAAAGAAACAUGCUGAGGAUUUACCUUAAAUUGGCUCAGAAUCACUUAUCCGAACACAUGACUCCAGGGGAAAGUCCCAGAUGAAAGUCCAUUUUUGUGACUCAUCCACCGCCGCAACCUGCCUCCUUACAAGCGCUCAGGACCGCUUCCUUAUCACAUGAUCACAAGCUUUAAAAAUUGAUGGGGUAUGUACAUAUUUGGCCGCACUGCUUUUCAUAGGAACACAUAUGAAACAUUUCUGAGAACAGUCUGAUAGUCUUUAACUGAUUUUCACAUUAUAGUUCAACGCAUCCCCAUACAAUGGUUUAUAUGAUGUCCUGCAUUUUAGCGCCCCACAAAUUACAUCACAUCCUUGACUAACAUGAUUAACUCCAAAAAAACAACAACAAGAUAGCAAUGGAGGCUUUGGAACAGUAACCAAUAGGAAGAUGUCACGGUAGAUAUGUUCAUUAUUUUUAACAGUCUAGGGUUUUCACAUCAUAAUUACACACAAGCAGUGGUGAGGAGUGAAGAGGCACCCUGAUAUUUUGCUUAAGUAAAGUAAUAAAACUACAGUGUGAAAAUAAUCCGAUACAAGCAAAAGUCCUGCAUUUAAAGUCUUACUCAGUUAAAAUCACAAGUUUUAGCUUCAAAAUAUACUGCAAGUACAAAAUGCAUGCAGAGUGAGCCAUGUCAGAAUAAUACAGUAUAGACUGGAUUAUUAUUAUUGAUGCAUUAAUGUGUUCAUCACUUAAAUAUUGCAGCUGCUAAAAGGUGGAGCUCAUUUUUAUGACUUUAUAUACUGCUGGGUGACUAAAUCUAUAUAAUGUAAUUUGUAUAAUUCAUAGCUGAUUUAAUCUGAAUCUCAGUAACUAAAGUUAUCAAAAAAUGUAGCAGAGUAAAAAGUACAAUGUUUAUUCAAGUUAAAUACAAGUAUGGCAAACUUGUAUGAAGGUGAGUAAAUGUACUUAGUUACAUUCCACCACUGCACACAAAGAGAAGAAACACACACACAUAUAGUACAUAUAUAAUAAUCCGUGGAUUAACUCUGUUAAUCCACAAUUUUUGGGAGUAAGAAGUUAGUGUCAAGUCCUGCUUCUGGUCCUUGAAAAGAUAAUGUGAGAGUCCAUAUUCUCAGAGGGUGUUGGGCUCCAGGCCAGGGUCGUGCCUCUCCGGGCCUCUGGCAGUUCUGAUGGCUUCAUUGACCUGCGACACUCCAGCACACACUGGAAUGGGAUGCAGCUGAGUGUGGAGAAGUCUAAAGCCGUGGUGCUCCUCAGAAAACUGAGGAUUACUCAGUCGCUGUAAUUCUGUACUAAUUUCAGGGAAAAUAACAAUUUCGUUUUCCAUUUCAAACCAAGAAGACUUAAUUCUCCAUGUAUGCUGUUAUUGCAUGUGUGCAUGUCCUUUGGAGCUGAAUGAAAAGACUCUCCAGGUUACAUUCACAAGCAUCUGGAAUUAAUUAACUGGAAGUUUACUGACUGAACACUAACCUCUAAUUACCAAUAAAUUAUAUUCCAGGAAAUAAUUAAUAAGUAAUUAUGGACCUUUUACAUGAGGUGUUCUUUAAUUGAACAUAAUGUAAGACAGGGAGGCAUUUUACUAAAACAUUACUUAAUUUAGAUGUUCAAUAAAAAGUUGGACAUUUGGACUGAAGACCCUCUUUAUUCAUAGAUGAUGUAACAUCCAUCAGUUUCUCCAGGUAAUGCUCAGUUUUGAGCACUGGAGAUAGCCGUAGCCAGAGGCGUUGUGUUUUCAGGUUGUCACCCAGACAGUCCAUCCCAUUCUCAUGAACACGGUAUCUCAAAAAUACCUCAGGGGAACUUCUCCCAAUUUGGCACAAAUGUCCCUUUGGACUCAACGAUUAACUGAUUAGACUUUGUUGUCAUAGGUCAAAAGUCAAAGCCACUUUGACCUUGUUUGGUUGAUUCUUGUGAACACGACAUCUCAAGAACACCUUGAGAGAAUUUCUUCAAAUUUGACACAAACGUCCACAUGUACUCAAGAAUGAACUAAAGUUGUCAAAGGUCAAGGUCAGUGUGACCUCACAAAACUUGCUUAUUAUGGCACAACUUAAUACAAACGUAUAACAGGAUAAAAUAAUUAAGGUCAAAUGGUCAAAGGUCAGCUUGACUGUGACAUCAUCAUGUUUUAACGUCAUAUCUCAGGAACAGAAGGAGAGACAUUUGGUCAGAUACUGAAUUGGUGACUCUAAUCUUGAAACUGUGCUGAUUGUAUAAAUCUUCUGUGUGUGAAGCGUCCAUGUUUUCACUGACAUGGAUGGAGACUGUCAGAGACACUGGGCUGGUGGGCGGGGUCAUACAACCACGGGGCAGACUGGUGGGCAGAGUCAUACAACCACUGGGCGGUGAUUCUAAGAUUUAGACCUAAAUAAUCCUACCUACAUUUACUUUCGACCAGUGUGUCACUGGAACAAGUGUCAUGUGUUGGGAUAAUCUGACUUCUCUCACCGCACAAGAUAACCGCCGCUGUUCUUGCAUGUGAUGCUACAAGUGCCAAAACCCCUCCAAGCUUUGAACAUGCAACAGUUUCUUUCCUUUAAAAAUAAGUCUCUAAAGAAGCUGGCAUUUCCUGGUGGAUGCACAGACUAACAAACAUGUGUAAAGUAUCAGUGCUUCGUGUUGCUGCUUUGGCAUGAACUGACAGCUGGUGAAGUGUGUGUGCACACAUCGACGUGCUGCAUAUUCAAAACAACCACUUACAGUAAAAGAUUAUGUGACGUUCUUCUGAUUACAUUUUAAUGUUGUUGUUUUUUUCCCUCUUUAAAAGAUUUGAUGUGUUUUUCGA
Messenger RNA from Epinephelus fuscoguttatus (brown-marbled grouper), 5787 nucleotides. It is a transcript of the gene nmbr, whose product is annotated as neuromedin B receptor. Bases 247 to 1434 code for a protein of 395 amino acids. Gene Ontology annotation, biological process: G protein-coupled receptor signaling pathway. The transcript is spliced from 6 exons. Gene Ontology annotation, molecular function: G protein-coupled peptide receptor activity. NCBI's taxonomy places the organism in Eukaryota, Metazoa, Chordata, Actinopteri, Perciformes, Serranidae. Gene Ontology annotation, cellular component: membrane. The record is from RefSeq and is a predicted model, not a curated record.